This is a messenger RNA of Brenthis ino (lesser marbled fritillary), 1227 nucleotides long. The record is from the annotation of a GenBank genome assembly. NCBI's taxonomy places the organism in Eukaryota, Metazoa, Arthropoda, Insecta, Lepidoptera, Nymphalidae.
AUGUCGGACGAUGGAGAGAUAGAGUUUUUAGAUGAAGAUGCGGAGAUAGUACAACAAUGCGUUCAAACUGUGGAAGUAGAACCCUUGGUUCCUCAAGGGCCUUUAGUGGAAACAACGCUUUUAGUGGAACGGGUUAAAAAUGAAAGACCAAGGAGAAAAAGAAAGAAAGAGGAAGAUUCAGAUUAUGAUCCGACAGAAGAUAUAACUCAACGACCUAGGAAAAAGCGACAGCAAAAUUUUCCGCGACAAGGUGCACCGCGAGGGCGUCCGUCACAUUCCUCUUAUUUGCAACGAACCGAAAUAAAAGAGGUUCGAAAACCAAAAAAACUAGUACCGAAACUCGAUUUCAUUGACCGUAAAAAGCUUGACAUAAGGAUUCCAGACUAUGAUGAUCCCCUGUGUUUGCCUGUCCGCGCGUUAAAGAAAGAUGAAUGGGAUGCCAGGAAAUUGAGAAACUGGAAUAACUUAUGCUUAGAACACUUUAAACAUUUUGAUAAUCCUUUAAGAGCGGAGAAAGAACUAACUACUUCUUCCAAAAGAACUGUUGUAUUGAGGAAUAUGCAUAAUAAAAUGACAGGGAAACUUGAAACAACAAUGUACAGCAAAAUAUGUGUGGAAAACAAAAAUGAAGAUAAAAGAUCAGAAGUUAUUCAAUCGGUACUUCCUAAAUAUAGGGAGAAAAAACUCCUAAACUCAUUUAAUUUACUCGAAGUCAAAAAACGAAGGUCAUUUAAUCAUAAGGAUGAGGUUUUGCUAACGAAGGAAGUUAAUAAAGAAGUGGAAACACUUGUUGUUUAUAAACCAGAAGAGAAAUUGUCUUUAGUCUACAAAAUGUUUGAGAAGAAAGGUGAUGAAGUUAUUGAUAAAGAUGAUGAAGAUAAAAAGUAUCUAAGAGAAAUAGCAAGCUGUAGAACUUGUGCUCCCUGCUAUCAAACAUCUUGGAGAGGAUUUAAAAAAAAUAAUAAAAAAAGUAUUCGCUGUCAGAUAUGCAUGCGUCCUUGCAUCAGUGUGUAUAAUUUGUUGGCACAUCUCAAAUGCCACACCGAGCAUGAGAUCAAAUCAAGUAAACGAGCCAUUUCCAGAAGUUUAGCUUCGGCAGUAGAAUAUCAUUACAAAUGCAGAAUUUGUCAGGAACAGUUUCUAAGUAUAAAGGAGUUGAGACAACAUGUUAAUGCACAUAAAGGUACUGAGACAUUUAAGUGUGAAGUUGGAAGCCAUUAUACAACG